GGAAAACAUGGAGCAUGAAAAUCCUUAUGAAAAUGUCAAAGAGCGUGUUGAAAUCCAAACUAGAAGAGCUGGAGAAUCUUUGAAGCCAGAGUGCGUUGUCUGGCGAAUGGAGCCUGCCCGAAGAAAUUUCUCUGUCAGAGUGAUCUAUACACUCCUGGGUUUCUGCAUCUUGCUCUCCAUUGUGUCUAUCGUCACCACAGUUGUGCUGAACACUCAGACGAUGGCUAAUAUGGCUUCAGCAGCUGCUGGAAUCCAGGUAGAACUUUCUCAGUGGAAGAGUAAUGCUACACUAGAUUCAGAAAGGACCCACAGCUUAAUUGACACACUUCAGACUGAGUUCUCAUGGCUGAAAAGGAAUUUCAGUUCUUGUCCUAAACAAUGGACUCGCUUCAAACAAAGCUGUUAUCAAAUUUCCUCAGGCACAGCAAGGUGGGCAGAUGCCCAGAGAUCGUGUGGAUCAAUGAAUGCCCAUCUUUUUGUUACUAACAAUGUGGCGGAGCAGGAGUAUGUAAAGACAAAACUUCAAAAGACAUCUUGGAUUGGCCUCAAUGAUUUGGUCCAGGAAGGCGACUGGCGCUGGGUGGAUGGAACGGAUUUUUCUUCAUCUGAAAAAUUUUGGAAUGCAGGGGAGCCCAAUAAUGCAGCUGAGGAAGACUGCGUGGAGAUGCUUCCUGAUGGAAGGUGGAAUGACUUUAAGUGUGAUGCUCUUAAGAACUGGAUCUGUGAGAAACCAGUAUGGUUCUGACCCCUUUAAUGAUACUGCUGGAGAAAAGAGAAAUAUGAAUUAUUUAAUCAAUGCAGCGCAUAUUACAGUAAUGCCAUAGCACAGAAGGUGGCUAUUUUGCCUAUAUAAUGUAUGUUAAUGCUUAGAAGAGUAAAUAUUUCAUUUAUUUUCACUUCGCCCUCUGUGCAGUUGCACAGUACUUUCAUCGUUCCUUUAUUGAUGUUUUUUUCACGAUUGUGUUUCUGCCACUUCUGCAGCAGUGAAAUUUCGAUCAUAAACAGAAGGAGCAUCAUGAAAUGUUUUCUCAAAACUUUACUAUCCCAGCCCAAAAGUAGAUUUGUUCCAAUAUUUCAAAUCUUUCUCCUGAACAAUUAACCAGCCACCUUAAGGAUGUAGUGCAGAUAUGUUAAACUACAUUGUUCAGCCUUUUGUUUGAACACUAGUAAGGCUGUGAGCAGAUGAAAUUGAGGUGUUUUUUGUUUGGAAAAAUUUCGAUUCCGUAAUUGGAAACGCCUUAUGAUUACUUACAAUUGAUGAAAAGCUAGACCUGGUAGAUUUAAUGCAGAAGAGAAGGAAAGAGCAUUUUUUUUCUUCUUCCAAAUGGCGUCUGAGAGAUGGAAGUUGCUGAAACCCAUAGAGAUUUCGAACAGCAUCACAUGUGUGCUCAAGGUGCUGUGAUCUUCCGGAGUAGGAAAUCAGUGUCACAAUGGUUGAUAGGCUUAGCUGCAUUCAAUUUCAACAAAUUCCAGUGAUUUAGGCUGAGCAGCCUCCAUUCGUGAGAAUUUUUGUCAUGUUUCAAUUCCAAUAAUGUGUGUGAUCACCAUCUCUUCCUGCUCUUUCUCAUCUCUCCUACUCUGGGAUUUGAAUCCAUACUGCCUGGAGUCUCAAAGGCCCUAAGCUGUUUAUAAUUCCCCAUUUGUGGUGAACCCCUUCAUGAAAUCAGAUAGUUUCUGUAUAGUUUUUGCUCCUAUCUGAUACCGAAUGCAGAAUAACCUCAAGGAGGUGAGCUGUCUAUUUCCCGUCCUACCUAUAUCAUGCUUCUUUAACCCUAACAAUAAUGGCACAGCUCAGGCUAUGUGAAUCUCAAGUAAAAUCUUUUUUUCUACAGACCCAAAGAAUAAACCUUGCAUCUGUGUGGAAAACUGUUAUAUUUUUUGCUUUCAAGGCUGGAGGAAGUUCAUAACAAUGCAGUUACAUCUUCCCUAAAAGAAUCAUACAUCUCAAAUGAUCAACAUAUUUCAAAAUAUCUCCACAAUAUACGCCUUAACAAUUGCCUUCCCAUUCCCAGGCCUGCAGGUUUCCGGAAACGACUUGGAACUAAAGUUAUUUCAUGUUUGUCACUGUGAUGGAAGGAAUUUUUCCAGGAACUCGCAAUUUAUCUUCUACUGAAACUUCUUGUUUAAUUACUGUAUGAACUUGAUGCUUAAUAAAGGAGCUUCCUGAA
Molecule: messenger RNA, 2168 nt
Organism: Hypanus sabinus (Atlantic stingray)
Lineage: Eukaryota; Metazoa; Chordata; Chondrichthyes; Myliobatiformes; Dasyatidae
Product: CD209 antigen-like protein E
Exons: 7
Coding region: 8-745 (245 amino acids)
Source: RefSeq, a predicted model, not a curated record